Rhinocladiella mackenziei CBS 650.93 is the source of this 522-nucleotide messenger RNA. RefSeq lists its product as uncharacterized. The transcript is spliced from 3 exons. NCBI's taxonomy places the organism in Eukaryota, Fungi, Ascomycota, Eurotiomycetes, Chaetothyriales, Herpotrichiellaceae. Bases 1 to 522 code for a protein of 173 amino acids. The record is from RefSeq and is a predicted model, not a curated record.
AUGGAGCUCGCUAUCGCACCACCCUCCAGAGUUGCAGCAGGGGUGGCAUUUCACACUCCCCUCGUCGUGACCUUCUCAUCCCCCAAACCGACGACAGAUGGAAAAGAAGAGAAUCGGGAAACUGUUGUGUUGCCAGACAUGAGCGGAGUUUGGGCUUUUGUGUCUCUGACCACGCCUGAUAUGCAACAAAGUUUGGCUCCACCUCGGGCCGAUCUUUUACGAGGUAAAACUGCCGACUCGAUUCAUCCCAUUCACCAAGAACAAGAGGGUGAACGGUCCACGAUUGCAUAUGCAACGUUUCCAGGGCUGAAGAUCACUCAACCGGGGCAAUAUCGCAUCAAAGUGAACAUCAUUGACAUGAAUGCUUCCCCGACGGAAAACGCAGGUGAGGGCGCAGGCCUCGUUUUACCUUCCCUCCACUCGCAAAUCUUCGACGUGGUCGAAGGAAGCGAACAUGGUAUCUAUGGACCCGAAGUAGCAGAGACAUUGAGCCUCCUCAGGUCCAUUGGCGUGGAUUGUUGA